UGAGUGAGAGAGAGAGAGAGAGAGAGAGAGAGAAGGCAACUUCGUCUUCAAGAAUGGUGGUGGGGGCAGCGGCCGUCCGGCGUCGUGCCCUGACCUUGACGGACGCGGCGGUGGAGAGAAUACGGCACCGCGAACGUCCGUUUCUCAAGCUCCGCGAGAGGGCCUGCGGCUGCAACGGCUUAUUCUAAACCCUCAACUACGCAGGCUUCGGGUACUAGCGAACCUAGGGACACAGAGAUCAUCCACACACAAAUAGCACAUGGAUUCCCACUUUGUUGCACUAGAGUCAAGAUGCAGAAGCCACACACUAUGUCUUACUCACGCAAUUGACAACUAUCUGCCUGUACUACUUGCUGUAAUUCUCUGAAAGGGCCGGCUAUUUGCAAACGAGAAGUUCAAGCUACUCAAAACAGUGAUUUCAACCCUCUCUUUCAUUAUUGCUCUCUCCAUCUGUGAGUGUUGGGCAGUUAAGAGAGUUGUGGUUGACUGGUAUUGUUCUAUCUAUUUGUGGCAUCCCACCACCAAGUUAUCUGCAGGUUGACAAUUGGAGCAUCAGCAAGGAGCACCCAGUUGUUAUUUAGCUUCCAGGAAGACCAGGUUGUAGCAUUGCUGUGGCGAUGUUCCUUGAAAUUGGGCCUUUAACAAUUCCCAAAAAUUAGUCUCUUGCAGGUGGCGAGUAAGGAUGGGACAAGAAUCCUGCUGGAUCGGCUUCUUGACAUUGAAUAGAAGAACCAAGAUAUGGUGAUGGAGGGCAUGGAGGUGCUGAAGAUGCAGAAGAUCAUUCUCGAGAAUGGUGUAUUUCAAGAGAUGCAAGCAGUGAAGGAGUAUGAUAUUGUUAGGUUAACUGAUACUCAAAUGGGGGUAUGGUUGCAGCAGUGGUGCCGAGAAUUUUGAAGAAGGGAGGUGCACUCGCAUCCAUGCAAGUUCUUGCACGCCUUACCAUUAGAAUCAGUGUCGGCAGCGGGUUUGGUGUCGAAGCAGAAGCAAUUCCAAGGGCACAAAUCAUCAAGAACUUGGAAUAGGAAUUCAGAGGAAGAUAAGAGUAGUGGUGUGAAGAUUAAUUCAUCUACCAAGCCUGAACGCCAUCGCAUCAAAAGGGUUGAAGGGAAAAAGGAAGUUUGCCAAGCUUGGUUUUCUAGAAAUUGCGUGCAUGGUGAUGAAGAUUUCCAGUAGUUGCAUGCUUGGUUCUAUGGCAGUGGCUUCUCACUACUUGCAAAACUUAAUGGACAUAGCGACAUUGUCAUGGGCAUCGCACUUCCUUCGAGCUCUGACAAGCUGUACUCCGAAAAUAGGGACAAGACAGUGUGUAUUUGGAACUACCACACAGGGCAAUGUGUUGAUGCGAUGGACAUGUCGAGCAAGGUUUGUUGUUUGAAGAGUGAAGGCCCUUGGCUAUUUUUGGGCUCGAAGAAUGUAGUCAAGGCUUGGGGGAUCGCUAAGGAAGGAGAUCACUUGGAGAUGAUCAACACUUACAAAGAAGAACAUGUCCUUAAGCUUCGGCGCAUUGAAAACACACAAGGCAAGCCCAUCAUGUUGUGCUUGUGUAACGACAACCUUGUUCGCUUGUAUGACUAGCCGUUAGUCGUUAAAAAAGGCCGACUAUUCGCAAAACGAGAAGUUCGAGCUAUCAAACCUGCGGGUACAACAAGACUCUUUAAACAACAACACGAGAAGUUCGUGGCUAAAGAGUCAACAUGAACUUCUCAUUUUGUUGUUUAAAGAGUCCUGUUGUAUCCUUAGUUUCGAUGGCUCAGACUUCUCGUUUUGCGAAUAGUCGGUCUUUCAGCGAAUAAUGGCAAGUCAUACAAGCGAACAGAGUCGUUGUUACACGAGCACAUCAAGAUGGGCUUGCCUUGUGCGUCUUCAAUGCCCUGAAGGUUGAGGAUGCCGUGUUCUUCUUUGUGAGUGUCGAUCAUCUCCAAGUGAUCCCCUUCCUUAGCCGUCCCUCAAGCCUAGACUAAGUGGUAUUAGAUUGCGAUAUUAGGUAGGAGUAGUUUUGAAAGAGUUUUAUCAAGCCCUACAUACAUGGCACUAAACAUUGCAAUUGCAGGAGCCAUUCGCACUGUUUUUUUUCCUUGUACUUUAUUGUUUUUACAAAUUAUCGAAGCAACCAUCUUUUGUUUUUGCUCUUCAUAUUUAUUCUUACCUGUCCUGGAAAACAUUUUUAUUUCCAAUGGGGCUGUAUUACACCAUACUGAAUUGCUACUUGUUGACCAUUUUCUAUUCUUUAUGGAAUCAAGAAGUUUUGAGUGGGCAAUGUGGAUAAAGAGUUUGUGUUUCAUUGAAAUUAAGUUUCCAUGUUUAGUCGACAUGGUUAUAGCAAUUCAAACAACAGUUUUCUAUUUUUCCAAACCACCACAUGUAAAAAAAUUGUCUUUGCAGCAAGCCUUUGAUUUAAUUGGAUACAUACACACACAUAUACCUGGUUAGAUGUUAUGUGGAGUGUUUUAGAUGGCUUACUUGUCUAAUUGAUGAUAUUAGUGGUCUAUUGAGCUUUUUCUUUUUCUUUUCCCUCUUUUUUCAGGGAGAGAAAUUUACAGUUUUCUACUUUUCUCUACAAGUAAAAUAGAGUUCAGUUGAGCAAUAUAUAUAUAUUGACGCAGCGUGUAGCGCGUGUGUGAAAAAAACACACCAAAAUAAAUUCUUGAAAAAACAAACUUCAAUGGCCAAAGCUUGGCUUUGAAGAAGACGCAAAAAUAAAACUGUUUUGUUAAGAAAACCCAAAUAGGUUGCUGAAAUUUGAUUGAGAAAAACUUGAUUACAAACUCUAGAUCCUAGGCAUAUUUAUAGUAUUUAGCUAAUCCAAAUCCAUCUAAUAUUUGUAAACAAAAUCCAACUAGAAUCCUAAUAGAAAUAAAUCCUAAGUAAAAGUUAACUAGAAUCCUAAUAAAAAUAAAACCCUAAUCAAAUAUGAAGUAGAAUUCUAAAUGAAGUAGAAUCCUAAAUCAAGUAGAAACAUAAAGUAGAAUCCUAAAUCAAGUAGAAUUCUAAAUCUUAAGAAGUAUUAAAAUAUUAUUCCGGCGCUACUAUUCCGGUGAUACUGUUCCAGUUUGGUCGAGUCGAACUUGGUCCGAGUCUUGAUUGGUGACCGCAUCAUUCACCUCCACUUGAGAAAAAAUUCGAUCUCGAAUUUUGAUUCGAGUAGGACAAAUUCAUGUUCGGUAAGUACAAAGAGAGAUUAGCCACAUUGAAUGUUUAAAAAUACCCAUAUAAUUAGGCAAAUCUACAACAUAAGCAUUGUCAUUGGUCUUCUUUGGAAUCUUGUAAGGACCAUACUUCUUUGGUUUGAAUUUGUUCUGCUUUCCUGCUGGAAUCCGUUCCUUCUUCAAGAAUAUCAUGAUUUCAUCUCCAACCUCAAAUACUUUGUGCUUUCUAUGCUUGUAAGCUGUCGCCUUGUACUUCUUAUUUGUGCAACUUUUGCUUGGCAUCUUCUUGAACCGCUUGAAUUUUUCUGCUAAGAGAACAUGAGCAAAGACAUUCAUCCCCCUCUUAGCCUUAUCUUCGUUAGCAUGGGUCCAAUCAUCGCCAUGUUUGUUGCCCUCUACCUCCAUUGUAUUAUUACUGUUAGAUUGAGAACAUUGAACAUUCCAUUUUGAGCGCUUUUCUAAUUUGGUAAUCUUAUCACAGGUUCUUCUCCUUUCAUAAGCUUUCUUAAUUUUGACUCCUCAACAGCUUCUGAAUUCAUCUGUAGAUUUUUCUUGUCUGGAGAAGCAUUCUUUGCAAUUGUUUCGAAUAAAGGCUUAUUCCAUGACUACUAGUAGUCUCUCCAUCACUUAAAAUAUUGAUGCUUGAAUCCCUCCUUUGGUGUAAGCACUUGAUCAGCUAUGGUAGCAGCUGUUACAACAUUCUUAGUUUCGAAAUCUAAUUUCAGAUUAAUAUCAAAAGCAGUUGCACUAUCCGAGUUAAUUAGCCUGGGAGAUCCAACACCCCUAUCCACAAAGCGACCCAUGUGACCAUCUUGUUUUUGCAAUCGCAAAGGUGAAUAUGUUCCUAUUGCCUUCGAUUCAACCAUGCCAGAGCUUGAACAAACUGUAGAAGAAUUUGCUACCAUGACAUCCAUCUCCUUUAUAGUCGCAUCCCUAUCAGAAGAAACACCACCAUCCUUGAAUUGUGAAGCAAUGCCUGAGCCCUCGGGACUAGAAAAUACCCUAGUAUGAGUCAAUAACCUUGGAGUUUCUAUCAUGUUAGCAGCAUAAAUCAGACUUGAGUUUGCAAACGUUGAGGUUGCUGGGACAACAUAAUCUUCAAAAUCAAGCUCCAAACUCAUCGAAAAGCCAUUCUUUAGUUUAUUCUCAUCGUUGCCCCAAUGGUUGUGUUGCUGCACAUUCCUCCUAACCCCUUUACCACUAGGAUUGGCUAUCAUACGACCAAGAUCAUCUUCAUCGUCUCUAUCAUCCAUCAUUGGUCUUCUAGGAUUAAUGAGAACAGGAUUAAUGGCUAGUCUUCCCGGUUUAAUGUAGCCGGCUUGAUUCACACCAUUAGUCCAGUUCCGAUUAUCCUUAACUUGUUGUAAAAUGCUCAAUUGGUUGCUGAUUCGCUCCAAUUGCUACUCCAUUGUACGAGUUAUUUCCCGUUGUUCUUCGAUUGCUCUCUAAACCGCGGGCAGCCCCUGAUCACCGUCAAGAGGCUGGUUGUUACCAUUACCUUCAAGAUUGGCCAUCUGAUUGGUUGAUGAACCGCUCUGAUACCACCUGACGCAGCAUGUAGCGCGUGUGUGAAAAAAACACACCAAAAUAAACCCUUGAAAGAACAAACUUCAAUGGUCGAAGCUUAGCUUUCAAGAAAAUGCAAAAACAAGACUGUUUUGCCAAGAAAACCCAAAUAGGUUGCUGAAAUUUGAUUGAGAAAAACUUGAUUACAAACUCUAGAUGCUAAGCAUAUUUAUAGUAUUUGACUAAUCUAAAUCCAUCUAAUAUUUUGUAAACAAAAUUCAACUAGAAUCCUAAUAGAAAUAGAUCCUAAGUAAAAGUUAAUUAGCUAAUCAAACAUGAAGUAGAAUUCUAAAUCAAGUAGAAACAUGAAGUAGAAUCCUAAAUCAAGUAGAAACAUAAAGUAGAAUUCUAAAUCAAGUAAAAUUCUAAAUCUUAAGAAGUAUUAAAAUAUUGUUCUGGCGCUACUAUUCCGGUGAUACAGUUCCGGUUUGGUCGGGUCGAACUUGAGCCGAAUCUUGAUCGGUGAUUGCAUCAUAUAUAUAUAGAGAGAGAGAGAGAGAGUUCAGCUAAACGAAAGGGCAUAUAUAAGCUCCCCCCGUCUCCCCCAAAAUAGAUUAAUGGAAUGUAAGUUCUACUAAUGGGAGGGUUAGCAUGUAUUGCACCCACCUAUGUCUUACUUGAUAAUGAGCCUGGUUUUAGGUUGUGCUGUAUGGGGCUUAUCUGUAUUUGUAGCUCAAUUGAUCUCAAUUACUAUAUGACUGAGUGAACUAUGACUCCACUAAAAAGUGAAGGAUCUGCUAGUUUGCACUUUGGUAUGUUGCGUAAUGGUAGGUGAUACACUUUUCAGGGAUUUUCUGCAAAGCAAUUAGUCCUAUGUACAAAAGGAAGAUCUCUAUUUGAUCCCACAUUAUGUUCAUGAGUUUAGUUUGCUUUGUUAUGACUAAGUGUGGAUUCAAUUGUAAAAGCCUUGACAGAUUAAGCGCUUUCUUUGGGAUUUGAGGUGCUUGAAUUAUUACAUCCUGAUAAUCUAGGGUAAUCAUACGCCUUGUGCUUGUGAAUGGCUUCAAGCUAUACCCUAGAUUUGUGCUGUCUCUUUGGGGAUUGAUAUCUUCAUCAUUACUCCACCCAACUUGCAAAUAUAGAGCUCCUGUGUAUAGGUAUGCCCAUCAGUUGCACAACCUCUUUUUUUGUAUGAACCCACACUAUAGAUUGGUAGAAAUGUGAUGUGCAGUCUCUCCAAAUGUAAGUGGAAGACUUGGAUUUGGGCCUAGGUUGAACCCCAAUGAAGAAACAAAACCUAGUUUUUUUUUUUUUUUAUUAUCCAAUUGACACCAAUGUUUUUGUUUGAUUGGAUACCAACACGAAACAGUACUGGUAGAUCAAUAUUUCAAUGUUUCUAUUUAAACAUAAAAUGAUUUAUGAAAAAUUGCCAAAAUUUUAUGUAACAUUGCGUGAUAUAGGCAUAAGUUAAUUUUAGAGAAAAGAUAAAGAGCCGAAGGAUAUGCCAUAUGUAAAGACAUUUAUCCUCUUUGUUGUAAAAGGUGCAUUCUAUAAACUUUGCAAUUGGUGCAUCUUUUUCUUGCAGUCCUAUUAUUUAUUGAAUCUAGUAUUUUUUAUGAAUAUUUUCUCCAAAUUUAAUCAUUUAAACCUUUUGUUUAUGAUUGUCAAAUCUUCGUGUACCUUUAUCAAUAUUCUUUCUGAAUCUGUAUUUUAGGAACAUCUUGACCAUUUCUCACUGUUGUUAGUGUUUCUUUUCUUUGGUUGCAAGGGAAAAAAGGGGAAAGCCAAGUAACUGGGGACACAACAUGCUGCCACUUGGUGGGGGUCAGCACACUAGCCAUGCAGAACAUCUAGGAAAACCCUUGUUAAGAACCAUCCAAGGCAGCCAUCAGCAAUUUUGUCGCGAUGGAUACACAAAGAGAUGACCAGCAGUGCUUCCAAGGUGUCGACAAGUCAGAAAAACAGAAUGAACAAGCAGAUAAACAAAGAGCUCACCACAGUUCUGAUGUUGGCCAAACUCUGAGGAUACCUCAAUUGAUCCACCGUCACCAUCAUGAAUCAUAUUUCACCAAAAGUAUGACUACAGCAGUAGCUAGAGUUUCAGAAAGGAGGCUGUCACCUCCUCAUUGGCUAUCCAAAGCAGGACCGGUGAACAUUGUUUGUGCCUUUUGGCUUGAGGGGAGGUGCAAUCGCCAUCCAUGCAAGUUUUUGCACGCCUUACCAUCAGAAUUAGUGUCGGCAUUGCCAUCCAAGCAGAAGCAGAAGCAGAAGCAAGGCCACAAAUCAAGAAGUUGGCACAGGAAUCUGGAGGCAGACAAGAGUGGCAACGAGAUUAAUUCAUCUUGUAGCGGAGAAGGUGGUAAGAGACGGGAGGUUUGCCAAUCUUGGCUUUCGGCUGGGAAUUGCUUGCACGGUGAUCAAGACUGCAAGUACUUGCAUUCAUGGUUCUAUGGCAAUGGGUUCUCACUGCUUGGAAAGCUACAAGGACACAGUGAGGCUAUUACAGGUAUUGCCCUUCCUUCUGGCUCCAACAAGCUUUACUCGGGCAGCAAGGACAAAACACUGCGGGUGUGGGACUGCCACACAGGGCAGUGUAUUAAUGUGAUUGACAUGUCGGGUGAAGUUGGGUGUUUGACUAGCGAAGGCCCAUGGGUAUUUGUGGGCUUGGAGAAUGCAGUCAAGGUGUGGAACACUCAGAGACCAUCAUCAGCAUCUGAAGUGUUGACCCUUCCUACUGGACCUGUUCCUAUUGGGCAAGUUCAUGCCAUAGACGCCAUUGACAAUAUGCUUUUUGCAGGCGCAGAGAAUGGCACCAUACUGGCAUGGAAAUUCCGGUCUGAAAUUGAAAUCCCUGAAUCAGCCACAUCUCUCAAGGGCCAUAGUCGUGCUGUUACUUCUCUUAUUAUUGGAGCAGGGAUGCUCUACUCUGGUUCCAUUGACAACACCAUAAGAGUGUGGGACGUGCGUAACUUGCUCUGCGUCCAAAUGCUGGAAGAGCAUGCCGGCGCAGUGAUGUCUGUUCUUUGUUGGGAUCGCUAUAUGUUGUCGGCUUCUCUGGAUGGGACAGUCAAGGCGUGGGGCAUUGCCAAGGAAGGGGAUCUCUUAAAGACGAUCUACUCUCAUCAAGAAGAACAAGGUGUUCUUAAGCUUCGUGGCAUCGAAGAUGCACAAGGUAAACCCAUUUUGUUUUGCUCGUGCAACGAUAACUCUGUCCGCUUAUAUGACUUGCCAUCUUUUGCUGAAAGAGGCCGGCUGUUUGCUAAACAAGAAGUUGGAGCUAUCCACGCCAUGAGCCCAACUGGUCUUUUCUUCACCGGUGAUGCAUCGGGACAAAUAACUGUGUGGAAAUUAGGUUAAAUCAAAGAGUUGGAAGAUGAUGAUGAUGAUGAUGAUAUGCCUUGCAAAGACAAAGAGAAGUUGAUUAGAUUGAGAAAAUUAAAGAUGGAUUGUAUCUUUCGUAUUUGACUCUUUAUAUUAUAGUUUCUGAUUUAGUAACCUCUUGUUCGUAAUAUGAAUAAAGUGCAAAUGAAAGGUUUUUUAAAUUA
Messenger RNA from Diospyros lotus (date-plum), 8197 nucleotides. Its product is annotated as zinc finger CCCH domain-containing protein 48-like. The record is from RefSeq and is a predicted model, not a curated record. The coding region runs from base 6558 to 8009 and encodes 483 amino acids. The transcript has 8 exons. NCBI's taxonomy places the organism in Eukaryota, Viridiplantae, Streptophyta, Magnoliopsida, Ericales, Ebenaceae. Gene Ontology annotation, molecular function: metal ion binding; protein binding.